This is a messenger RNA of Lachancea lanzarotensis, 1308 nucleotides long. RefSeq names its product LALA0S06e02564g1_1 (gene RTT109). Gene Ontology annotation, cellular component: nucleus. The record is from RefSeq and is a predicted model, not a curated record. Gene Ontology annotation, biological process: DNA damage response. Gene Ontology annotation, molecular function: histone H3K56 acetyltransferase activity. Lineage: Eukaryota; Fungi; Ascomycota; Saccharomycetes; Saccharomycetales; Saccharomycetaceae. Bases 1 to 1308 code for a protein of 435 amino acids. The transcript has a single exon.
AUGCCGACAUUAGAAGAGCGGCUACGAUCUGUUUUACCAAACUCGGCAGAAUUUGAGUUAUUACACCUCCUGAGUCCGUCAAAAGAAACUCAUCCAUUGGUACUUCAAAAGGCCCCAGUGCGUACCGAUCAGCACGUCGUUAAGGCGCAGCACUUCUUUGCUCUAGCCAGUUCGCGCAAAAUAUUUUACGCGCUAGAAAUUUAUGUGUACAUCACACUGAACCUCGCAUCCUGCGAGAAACUAGUGUUCGUCUCAAAAGCCGAUACUAAUGGGUAUUGUGACCAUGCGGUGUCGAUAAAGGAUGUAACUAGAGCCCUCAUCGAAUACGUCUCGUCUAUCAGCCCUGAAAUCUAUCUAGAACGCGUCAUACAAAUCCCAGAAAGGCGAAAAGUGGACAUAAAUGCGAUUACGCAACGAACAACUACGAGAAGAGCACUCCGCAUUCUAAAAAAGCGCCAUGAAAAAAACGACGAGUGUCUAGCACGCUCACCUGAUGAUCCAUACUGCAGAAUUGUUAGCCCCUCAUCACAAUGGACCUGUAAGAUCAGUUUGUUCACAAGAUCGGAACCUCAAUAUCUCUUCGCAGAGUCAUCUCAGAACACAACGAAACACAUCCUUCCUGGCAACAAGCUGCUUAAAUGGUGGCUUUCUGUUAUCGAUGAUAUUCUCGUCAACGUCUUUACUCGUAACACUCGCGCUCGUCUUCAAAUCCCUGGUGAAGAAACUUUGAUUACGCGCAAACACAUAAGCAGUCUGAAGGGAGCAGAUUGGCGUGUUGGUGACAUUUUUGAUGGCAGACCGAACGAUCUUGCAAUUUACACAAUCCCGCUGUUUCCAGAUGAUCCGAAAGGACGUUUUCUUGAACAACUGGUGGAUGAGGGCAGGGCUAGAAAAGUUUCUCUUUCACAAUUUUGGGUUGAAUUACAAAUACAGCAAGAGUUUAGACUUGGAGAUACAGUUUCGGUCAUAGGUGUGAGCGGUAAUAUAAGACCUUCACUCUGUCAAUCAGUGGCUAAUGGCGAAAUCAUUCGAACAGAUAGUCGGAAAAUCUUCAACAUGGUAAAAUCUUACAUUACAGGAGAAGAAUAUAACAAUGAAGAGGGACCAUCUGAUGCAUACACCAACGUAACGGACUUCUUGCACCUCAGGUUAGACAGCUCUAUGGUCAGAAUUAAGGGAACGAAAGUGCCGAAUAAAACUUCGCUAAGGCAUCAAGACUCACAAGGUAAAAACGAUUUUGCCCGGACUUCUGAAUUCCAGCCUCACACCUUGAACGUUCAGCUCGUUCGUAAGAAGCUUAAGAAGUGA